UGCCCUCUGCUCUUUUCCUGCUGCGCAGCUUUUAUUCACCAGCCUUUUUUUUCCCCCCUCUCUGCUCUUUGCAUUUCCAAUCGAACAAGCCACCAUGAGUCGGAUCUCUUUCAGAUCAUCUACUGGAGGGGGCGUGAGGGGCUUUAGCUCGGGCUCUGCUAUCGUAGGAGGAGGUGGCGGUGGUACCAGAAGCAGUUUUAGCUCCGUCUCUGUUUCCAGAGUUGGAGGAGGAAGAGCCGGAGGUGGAGGAGGCUUUGGAGCUGGUGGUGGCUUCGGCAGCAAAAGCCUCUAUAACCUAGGUGGAAGCAGAAGAAUCGCCUACAGCUCGGUCGGUGGAGGUCUACGGAGCGGAGCCGGUGGCGGAUAUGGCUUUGGUGGAGGAGCUGGCUUUGGUCUUGGCUAUGGUGGUGGAGCAGGCGCUGGUUUUGGCUUAGGAGGAGCUGGUGGUGGUGGCGGCUAUGGGCUGGGCAGUGGAUUUGGGCUGGGAGGACCUGGAUUUGGUGGUCGAGGUGGUCCUGGGUUCCCCGUUUGCCCACCCGGUGGCAUCCAAGAAGUGACUGUCAACCAGAGCCUCCUGGCACCCCUCAAGCUGGAUAUCGACCCGGAAAUCCAGAAGGUGCGGACACAGGAGCGGGAGCAGAUCAAGACCCUCAACAACAAAUUUGCCUCGUUCAUCGACAAGGUGCGCUUUUUGGAGCAGCAGAACAAAGUGCUGGAGACCAAGUGGACCCUCCUCCAAGAGCAAGGUCACACAGUCACCAGGAAGUCCCUCGAGCCCUUUUUUGAAACCUACAUCAACAACCUCAGACGGCAGCUAGACAGUCUCAUGGGAGAGAGGGGCCGGUUGGACACUGAGCUGAGGAACAUGCAGGACAUGGUGGAAGACUUUAAGAACAAAUAUGAAGAUGAGAUCAACCGGCGCACUGGUGCAGAGAACGAGUUCGUGGUCCUCAAGAAGGAUGUGGAUGGUGCUUACAUGAACAAGGUCGAGCUGCAGGCCAAAGCAGACACGCUGGCAGAUGAAAUCAACUUCCUGAGAGCUCUCUACGAAGCGGAAUUGUCCCAGAUGCAGCAGCACGUAUCCGAUACCUCUGUGGUCCUAUCCAUGGACAACAACAGAAACUUGGACCUGAACAGCAUCAUCGCCGAGGUCAAGGCGCAGUACGAGGACAUCGCCAACCGCAGCCGGGCGGAGGCUGAGGCUUGGUACCAAAACAAGUACGAGGAGCUCCAGGUCUCUGCUGGGCGGCACGGCGACGACCUGCGCAACACCAAGAUAGAAAUUUCAGAGAUCAACCGGGUCGUCCAGAGGCUGCGGAACGAGAUCGAGAGUGUGAAGAAACAGUGUGCCAACCUCCAAGCUGCCAUCGCCGAGGCCGAGGAGCGCGGGGAGAUGGCCCUCAAGGAUGCCAAAGCCAAGCUGGCCGAGCUGGAGGAUGCUUUGCAGAAAGCCAAGACAGACCUGGCCCGGCAGCUCCGCGAGUAUCAGGACCUGAUGAACGUCAAGCUGGCCCUGGACAUCGAGAUCGCGACCUACAGGAAGCUGCUGGAGGGCGAGGAGAGCAGGUGA
Messenger RNA from Merops nubicus (carmine bee-eater), 1570 nucleotides. RefSeq names its product keratin, type II cytoskeletal 5-like. NCBI's taxonomy places the organism in Eukaryota, Metazoa, Chordata, Aves, Coraciiformes, Meropidae. The coding region runs from base 95 to 1570 and encodes 491 amino acids. Gene Ontology annotation, molecular function: structural constituent of skin epidermis. Gene Ontology annotation, biological process: intermediate filament organization; keratinization. The record is from RefSeq and is a predicted model, not a curated record. Gene Ontology annotation, cellular component: keratin filament. The transcript is spliced from 7 exons.